AUGGAGAAUGGGGCCCCCCCCACGGCCCCCCCCGAGAGCACAGGACACCGCCUCCUCGUUAACCUAACGAGUGUCAUUAAGCCAACCCGUGUCAUUAACCCAACGAACCUCAUUAACCUAACGAACCUCAUUAACCUAAGCAACCGCGUUAACCCAACGAGCUUCGUUGACCCAACGAGCUUCCAACCCAACUUGUUGCCCAUUGGCUGCACCGUUGGCGUUCAGGUUGCCAUUGACCCCAACCACCCCCACUCCCUCAUUAACCUCAUUAACCUCAUUAAUCCAACGAACCUCAUUAACCCAACGAACCUCAUUAACCUAAGGAACCUCAUUAACCCAACGAGCUUCAUUGACCCAACGAGCUUCCAACCCAACUUGUUGCCCAUUGGCUGCACCGUUGGCGUUCAGGUUGCCAUUGACCCCAACCACCCCCACUCCCUCAUUAACCUCAUUAACCUCAUUAAUCCAACGAACCUCAUUAACCCAACGAACCUCAUUAACCUAAGGAACCUCAUUAACCCAACGAGCUUCAUUGACCCAACGAGCUUCCAACCCAACUUGUUGCCCAUUGGCCGCACCGUUGGCGUUCAGGUUGCCAUUGACCCCAACCACCCCCACUCCCUCAUUAACCUCAUUACUCUCAUUGCCCUAAUUACCCUCAUUACCCUAAUGAGCUCACCCGUUCCUUGGCACACCCCCACCCCCUUCCCGGACUACAGCGACCUAAACAACGUAACCUUCAACGACAUCGGCGGCCACCACCGCAUCCCGUGGACUCACCGCGUGGCGUUGGCUCUCUACGCCGCCAUUUUCCUUCUGGGCAUCCCCGGCAACGCGGCGGUGGUUUGGCUGAGCUCCGCGGCGCAGCGCCACGCCGUGCCCGCCGUCUGGUUCCUCCACCUCGCCGUAGCCGACCUGCUGUGCUGCGCCGCGCUGCCGUUCCUCGCCAUCCCGGUGGCCGGCGAUCACCGUUGGCCGUUGGGCGACUUCGGUUGCAAGCUGUUCCCGGCCUUGGCGGUGCUCAACAUGUACGCCAGCGUGCUCCUCUUGGCCACCAUCAGCGCCGAUCGGUGCCUUAUGGUCACCCGGCCGGCCUGGUGCCACAACCACCGCACGCCGCGCGCCGCGCACCGCGUCUGCCUCAUUGUGUGGUCGGCGGCCGCCGUCCUCACCGUGCCCACCUUCCUCUUCCGAGCCACCAGCCAGGACCCCUUCGCCGACGCCGAGAUGUGCGUGGUGGAUUACGGCGCGGCCCGGCAGCACCGCCGCUUCGCCGAAGCCUUCACCGCCGCCCUCCGCUUCGCCGCCGGAUUCCUGCUGCCCUUCUCCGCCAUCACGGCGUGCCACGCUUUCCUCCUGGCCCGGCUCCACGCGCGGCACUUCACCCGGACGCGCCGCGCCGCCGGCACCGUGUUGGCGGUCAUCGUCACCUUCUUCGUGUGCUGGCUGCCCUACCACGUCGUGGGGCUGAUCCUCGCCGCCACCGCGCCCGGCGCCGCGCUCUACCAGGGGGCGAUGGCGGCGGAUCCGGUGCUCACCGGGUUGGCCUACGCCAACAGCUGCGCCAACCCGUUGAUCUACGCGGCGGCGGCGGGGCGGCGCGGGGGGUGGGGGGGUGGGGGGCGAGGAACGGGGGCGUGGUGCGCCGCGCUGCGCCGCGUGCUGAGCGAGGAGCCCAACAGCAGCGCCAACACCGGGAGCCGAUCGGCCGCCCACGUGGCCACCAUUGAUACAGAGGUGUGAGGGAGGAGGUGCGGUUGGGGGGCGGUGGUUGGGGGGUGGGCGGAUGCGUGGGGUCGCUGUCUUUGGGGUUGGGGCCUCCUUGGGGUCAUCGUCUUCUUGGCAUCAUCUUCUUUGGUCAUCGUCUUCUUGGGACCAUCAUCUUCUUGAGGUCAUCGUCUUCUUGGGGUUGUCACCUUAUUGGGGUCGCUGUCUUUGGGGUUGGGGCCUCCUUGGGGUCAUUGUCUUCUUGGGGUCAUCACCUUAUUGGGGUCGCUGUCAUUGAGGUUGGGGCCUCCUUGGGGUCAUUGUCUUCUUGGGGUCAUCACCUUAUUGGGGUCGCUGCCUUUGGGGUUGGGGCCUCCUUGGGGUCAUUGUCUUCUUGGGGUCAUCAUCUUUGGGGUUGGCACAUUGGGGUCAUCAUCUUCUUGGCAUCAUCUUCUUUGGUCAUCAUCUUCUUGGGAUCAUCAUCUUCUUGAGGUCAUCGUCUUCUUGGGGUCAUCACCUUAUUGGGGUUGCUGCCUUUGGGGUUGGGGCCUCCUUGGGGUCAUCGUCUUCUUGGGGUCAUCAUCUUUGGGGUUGGCACAUUGGGGUCAUUGUCUUCUUGGGGUCAUUGUCUUUGUGGUUGGCAUAUUGGGGUUAUCAUUUUCUUGGGAUCAUCAUCUCCUUGGGGUCACCAUCUUUGAGGUUUUGGGGUCAUCCUCUUCUUGGGAUCACCAUCUUUUUGGGGUCACCACCUCCUUGGAGUCAUCAGCUUUUUGGGGUCAUUGUCUUCUUGAAGUCACCUCUUUGGGGUCGCCAUCUUUGGGGUUUUGGGGUCACCAUCUUUGGGGUUGUCACCGUCGCUUUGGGGUCUCCCAUCUUUUUGGGGUCUCCACUUUUGGGGUCACUUUGGGGUUCAUUGCCAAAUUAAAAACCAAACCCCAAAACA
This is a messenger RNA of Gallus gallus (chicken), 2650 nucleotides long. RefSeq names its product complement C5a receptor 1 (gene C5AR1). The transcript has 2 exons. Bases 1 to 1743 code for a protein of 580 amino acids. Gene Ontology annotation, cellular component: plasma membrane. The record is from RefSeq and is a predicted model, not a curated record. Gene Ontology annotation, biological process: complement receptor mediated signaling pathway; inflammatory response; phospholipase C-activating G protein-coupled receptor signaling pathway. Gene Ontology annotation, molecular function: G protein-coupled receptor activity; complement component C5a receptor activity. NCBI's taxonomy places the organism in Eukaryota, Metazoa, Chordata, Aves, Galliformes, Phasianidae.